Molecule: messenger RNA, 866 nt
Organism: Chinchilla lanigera (long-tailed chinchilla)
Lineage: Eukaryota; Metazoa; Chordata; Mammalia; Rodentia; Chinchillidae
Product: hematopoietic prostaglandin D synthase
Biological process (GO): glutathione metabolic process
Molecular function (GO): glutathione transferase activity
Source: RefSeq, a predicted model, not a curated record
GAGAGGAAACUAUAGUUCGAAGGAGGGGAACAGCCCAGGGCCGUGGAGACACAGGCUUUGAGGCCAGCUGUGGGUGGUGCAUACCUGUAAUCCCAGCACUGGGGAGGCUGAGGCAGGAGGAUCACUGCAAGUUUGAGGCCACCCUGGGCUAUAAAAAUAGCACAAUGCCGAAUUACAAACUGAUUUAUUUCAAUAUGAGAGGCAGAGCAGAAAUCAUUCGUUACAUAUUUGCCUAUCUGGACAUAAAGUAUGAAGAUCACAGGAUAGAACAAGCUGACUGGCCUGAAAUCAAACCAACUCUUCCAUUUGGCAAAAUUCCCGUUUUGGAAGUGGAUGGACUUAUCCUUCAUCAGAGCCUGGCAAUAGCAAGAUACUUGACCAAAAACACAGAUUUGGCUGGGAAGACAGCAAUAGAACAAUGUCAAGUGGAUGCCAUUGUGGACACACUGAAUGAUUUCAUGUCAAGUUUUCCCUGGACAGAGAAAAAUCAAGAAGUAAAAGUGACUUGGGCAGAUUUCUACUGGGACAUCUGUAGUACCACACUCCUGAUCUUUAAACCUGACUUGCUGGACAGCCACCCGAGGCUGGUGACUUUGCGGAAGAAAGUCCAAGCCAUUCCCCGCAUCGCUGCCUGGGUGCAAAGCAGACCCCAGACCAGACUCUAGCUGAUCCGUGCCGUCUCUGGCUUUGCUGUUCACAAUCAUUUCUCCCUCCAAACACGCCAGCUCCAUCACCUGCCCCAAUAGCCUUCCACACACUCCCCACCCUACCUCCACCAGGACAUCCACUGUUGCCAUAUCCUGGAUUGAAAAAUAGUAUUGAGUUUUUAUUCUCUUUAUUUCUAAACAAUAGUUUCUCACCACUUA